Phascolarctos cinereus (koala) is the source of this 2445-nucleotide messenger RNA. It is a transcript of the gene TEDC2, whose product is annotated as tubulin epsilon and delta complex 2. Lineage: Eukaryota; Metazoa; Chordata; Mammalia; Diprotodontia; Phascolarctidae. The record is from RefSeq and is a predicted model, not a curated record.
CCCCCCUUCCCCCCCCCCCCCCCCCCCUCCCCCUGUGGCCGCCAUGCUGCCUGCCUCCUGCUCCCACAGGCUGGUCACUGAGCUCCAAGGAGCCCUGGCAGCCUGUCAGAAGAAGGAGGAGGAGUUGCAACAGUCCAUUGCCCGCUGCCGAGUGUUGCUUCAACCCUGGGAAGUGCCUUCUCCCCCAAGCCCUGAACCAGCCAGGAGCACCGAGACUAAACCUGCUUUCACAGCACAUGAACCAACUCCCAAAGAACUCAAGGAAUUGGAACUGCUGAACCAGGCCCUGGAGAAAGCCCUUCGGGUCCGGAAAGGCAUCUCCCAGGUCCAGUCAUCGAAGAGUGCCUCCAGUGGGAAAGUUGCCCCAUCUCUGGUCACUGCCCAAGCAGGCCCUGGGGCCAGGCCCAGAACCUCAAAUCCAAAAGCCUGUGUUCCAGCCAAGCCUCCAACUACCUCUCAAAGGGCUAGUGGCAGGCUGAAAAAACCUGCCAGAGUCUCCUCCCAUAGGGGCAAGGCCCCUGGAAAUGCUCUCACACAUGCCGGGCAGCCAGACAACUCAAUGCCCAUCAAGGGGCCAGCUCAGCUCUGCCCUCUGCCUUCCCAAGGCCAGGUCCUGGGGCUCCCAACUUCCACCCCAGUUUCAGUCUUAAGAGAAGCAGGUACUACUGGGCCCAGCCCUGGACCAGAAGAAGGAAAGAUCCAACCAGGCCUUAGGUCUGAGGCCUUCACACUAGAGGAGAAGGGGAUACAGCUGCAGCUGCCUCUGUUUUAUAAGAAAAUUGUUUCCAGGAAUUCCAGCCUGUGGGCCCAGGUCCAGCACUACCACUCCAGUGCUGAUACUGCUGUGGCUGCUGCCAAAGCCCGUUUCCUGAAGAGAACGAAGGCAACUUUUGAUUUGCCUGGCCCAGCAAUCAGUCUUUCUGAGAUCCAGGAGGAGGUGACUCGCCUGGACCAGGCCUGCCACCUACUGACCCAGCAUCUGGAAGAGACACUGGAUGUGAAUGGGGAGGCAGCUACAGCCUCGCUGAGCUGGGAGCAGGAAUACCACCGUCUGGUCACUUUGGAAGGACUGCAAGCUGCUGUAGAACGGCAUUUGCUUAGAUUACAAGAGCUUCGAGACGCAGAGGAACAGUGGUUGGGCCCCAGGCCUGUAGAGAGCUCUCCUUGGGGCUCAGCCCUAGGCUUAGGAGGAAAAGGAUCGCAUGGGUCCACCAAUUGUCUCGUCUACACCAGUGUGGAAGAGCUGCAGACCAUGACAGCUCUCAAGCUUCGAGUGGCAAUGUUGAAGCAGCAGAUCCACCUUGAAAAGGUUCUGAUGGAAGAACUUCUCCCCCUGGUGAAAUCUGAGAGCCCUGCUGGCCCAGCUCAGUUGGCACUGUACCGUGCUAUCCAUAGCCAACUUUGUGAAGCUGGGGAGCGCUUCUCCAUACUGGUGAGAGAUGAGCCAUCUGUCUGAGCCUGGCAUGGGCCCUAUCAGCCAUCAUUCCAAGCUGGGCCCUCCCUCCCUCCACUGAACUUGCCCCUGGUCAUUUAUUAGCCAGCAACCUUUGCUUUCUGUCCCCUAGGAAGUCUUGAAAGCAGUAUGGAAACAUUAAACAUCAGAGCUGAUCUCUGUACUCCUCCACCACCAUUUCCUUGCCCAUCUGUCUUUCUGCCUAGUCCAGGAUGGUAGGACCCAGUAGCCUAGGCCAAGGACAGAGAGGGGCUUAUUGUUUGUACAACGCUGUGGCUCCUUGGGGAGAGGAGAGGAUGUGGAGGGACUAAUGGCUGUAAGGGCACCGUAUUGACUAAUAGUACUGAUAAUCUAAGCUGGAAGAGUGAGGGAGGUAGUAGCCUAGAAAUGGACAUGAGCUCUUAUAGUACUACUGAGGGCCUUAGCAGUAGAAAAGAUUGAAAUUGCCCUAAGACCAGAGCCUCCUUCAGGAAUGUUCCACUUCACAUGUAGCUAGCACCGCACAAGACAUUUGUUCAGUGGUAAGAGGGUGAUUAUGAAAUUUACUGAAAGGCACAGUCAUCCUUCUUCAGGCUAGGACAGUUGAGAGAGCCUUCUAGGAGGAGGUAGACUUAAGUUAGAAUAGAUGGGAGUUGGUCAGGGUGAGGGAGUAUUCUAGAUAGGGGACAGAGUUAGCAAAGGAGAAGAGAUGGGAGGGCCUGGUAAUUUGGAGAGAGGCCAACAAGGAUGGAAAAGUAGGUGGUGGGGCAGAGUAAAGGGCUUCAAAGGCCAGGCUAAGAAGUAUGGACUUGAUUCUGUAAGCAGUGAGGAAGCUAUGGAAGGGUAUAUCAAGAGGUCAUAAAUUGGGCUUUAGUCCCAGCUCUGUGCCUUACUUUCUGGGUGACAAGUGUCUUCAUCUGUACAACGGGGAGAAUAACACUUGUAUAACUUACAUAAAAUACUUUGGAAAUGUGAGUUUUGUCAACAUUUAAUAAAGGUGUAUGAGAUUCAAA